Messenger RNA from Protomyces lactucae-debilis, 2229 nucleotides. Its product is annotated as P-loop containing nucleoside triphosphate hydrolase protein. The transcript is spliced from 3 exons. Bases 260 to 2197 code for a protein of 645 amino acids. The record is from RefSeq and is a predicted model, not a curated record. Gene Ontology annotation, biological process: translation. Gene Ontology annotation, molecular function: GTP binding; GTPase activity. NCBI's taxonomy places the organism in Eukaryota, Fungi, Ascomycota, Taphrinomycetes, Taphrinales, Protomycetaceae.
AUACAGCGUGGUAUUACUACUUUGACGUGGACCAGUCAACCAACUAUCUGCUCGAGCAACAUGAGAAACGGCAAGCAAAAAUCAAUGCUUCCAAAGCUAAAGCGAAAACAGCUAGCAAUGCUGCAAGUACAGGUAAGUCUAUUCCCCUGCUCGUCUGUAUGCUGGCUCCUCCUCGUUGGAGAAGGAGAAUGAUGGUGCUCGGAUUCGCGAGGAGGAAGGCGUGUAUGCCAGGCUUGUCUCGCAUCAUCAUCUGAAAGACAUGCUCACAUGCUGUUCCCAAGAACUCGAACAAGAGGCCCUUCCGCUAGACCGCCGGAAAGAGGCUGAAAGUGAAACGAAGGUUCAAACCGCUCAGCUUGAAGUGGUCGAGCCGCCAAAGAAGCUAAGCAAGCUCCAACAGCUUGCCAAAGAUCGUGCUGCGAAGAAGAAAGCGGCAGCUGCUGCUGCGGUCGCGAACGAGCCGAAAGAAGAACCAGCUCCAGUUUCUCAGGAUCUGCAGCCUGUUGAAAAAGUCACUGAGCAGGAGACGUCCCAGUCUCCAGAGGACACUUCCACUCCUUCAGUUGUCCUGGAAGAUGUGGAACUUGCAGAACCUUCUGCAUUUGCUACGACAAUCGCUCGUGCGCGAGAGGAGUAUCCUUACAGCAUACAACAGCCAAAUCUGACGGGACAUACUAACCAAGUCUUUGCAGUAGCUCCGACCAAGAAUCUUGUACAAGCACAGCAGUCGUUUUCACAACCUAGUCCAGACGAUGUCGUCCGCAAAGCACAGCAGGGCAGCAAAGGUAUGAGCAAGGCAGUGACACCGGCACCGGCUGUGACAGAGCCUGCUGCAGAAGACACCCCAAUACCGAAAAAAGCAAACAGACCGCGCAAAGGACGACCCUUCACUGCUACCAAGAAGCACCUUUCGCUCGUAGUGGUCGGUCAUGUCGAUGCUGGCAAGUCGACCCUCUUUGGCCGGCUUUUGUACGAUUUGGGUCAUAUUGAUGAGCGCAGUAUGCAGAAGCUCAAGAAGGAGUCGGAAAAGAUUCAGAAAUCAUCUUUUGCUUUCGCAUGGGCCAUGGACAGCAGUGACGAAGAGCGCCAACGGGGCGUUACCAUUGAUAUUGCCACAAAUUCAUUUGAGACCGAGGCAAGCGAGUUCACAAUCCUUGAUGCGCCUGGACACAAGGACUUUGUGCCGAAUAUGAUUGCAGGCGCUUCUCUCGCAGACUUUGCAGUCUUGGUGAUCGAUGCGUCGACUGGAGCGUUUGAGUCUGGCUUCGACGCAGCUGGGCAGACCAAGGAGCAUGCGAUUCUCAUUCGAGCGCUGGGUAUUCAACGUGUUCUUGUGGCCGUCAAUAAGCUAGACAAUAUUGACUGGUCUCGGGAUCGCUUCAACGAUAUUCAGGUGCAACUUUCGACAUUCAUGACACAGACUGGCUUCGAAGCGGUGAAUUUGGCGUUUGUUCCAUGCAGUGGAUUAUCAGGCAUUAAUGUAACAAAACCUGGUGAAAGUGGGCUUGGAGCAUGGUACAAGGGUAAAACUCUACUACAAGAGAUGGAAGCUGUUCCGGCAACAGUGCGCAAUGAUCAUGGCCCGUUCAGGUUGAUGUUGUCUGACAUCCAGUCAUCGCCGAACUCUAGCAACAUUGCCGUGACAGGUAGAAUUUGCAGCGGCGAAGUGCAGAAAGACGAUGUCGUGCUGUGUAUGCCAAGCAAAGAACUCGCAAUGGUCAAAUCAGUCCUGGUGGGCAGCUCCCUUCAAGAAGCUGCGUUUGCAGGAGAUACUGCGACAUUGACGCUGUCCCAGAUUGAUCCGAUGCAUCUCCGGACUGGCGAUGUGCUUUGUCAUGCAGAUAUGCCGCUUGAUAACGCGACCAAAUUCAAAGCACGAGUCGUCACAUUCCAGGUGCUUCGACCAUUGCUGGCCGGUUCUUCCAUCAUCAUUCACCGUGGACGCUCUGAUGUGCCUGGAGUGAUCAAGUCCUUGGAAAUAGUCGACAAGUCAGCUGAUGGAGCUGGUCCAGCUAAACAGGAGUCACUGAAGAAGGUACGGCAUGUCGUGGGCAACACACAGGCCAUCUUGGAGAUUGAGCUGGUGCGUGGUGUUUUGCCACUAGAGCCGUUCAGCGCAAACAAAGACAUCGGCCGUGUCAUCCUACGCCGAGAAGGUGAAACUGUGGCUGCAGGAGUCGUGAUGGAGAUAUGUUAGCUGUUGAUGUAUGUAUCUAUACCUCUGUGCCU